AGAUGGCUUUGGGAUGGGUCCCAGGUGAAGGACAUAGCCAUGGAAGUCGCAGCACAGGCAAUAGCUUGAUGGAUUCAAAUGAAGGCAACACAAUGAAUCAGAAAGAGAGUUGUGGCGAAUUUCAGACGGGGUUCAAGAUGCCCCUUCAUUAUCCUCGAUACAAGAAAACUGAUUAUCAAGACAUGGAGGAGUGGAAGGUUGAUUUGCUUCUUACAGAAUAUGGGCUCAUCAGUUUCAAGGGUACCCUUGAGGAGAAAAGGGAAUUUGCUAUUGGGGCAUUCUUAUGGCCUGAUCAGCUUUGAG
Telopea speciosissima is the source of this 303-nucleotide messenger RNA. RefSeq lists its product as uncharacterized. The coding region runs from base 3 to 302 and encodes 99 amino acids. NCBI's taxonomy places the organism in Eukaryota, Viridiplantae, Streptophyta, Magnoliopsida, Proteales, Proteaceae. The record is from RefSeq and is a predicted model, not a curated record. The transcript has a single exon.